AUAAGUUUUGAAAGAAAUAAUCUGAAUCAUUUCUUCUUCUACUUACAUCUCUCUCUCACUCUCAUUUCUUCUUCUGCAACUUUUUCUCACAACAAGAACAAAAAAUGGAAGCACUGAACUGCAUACUCUUUUUUCUCUUCACCUUCAUCUUCCUCAAACUCCUCCAUUCCCUUCUCACAAAACAACACAACCUCCCACCAGGUCCACGUGGCCUUCCCAUCAUAGGCAACCUCCAUCAACUAGGCCAAAAGCCUCACCAAACCCUAACCAAUCUCUCCAAAACCCACGGUCCAAUAAUGACCCUUAAACUAGGCCAAAUAACCACUGUAGUUAUGUCCUCAUCAGAAACCGCCAAGUCAGUUCUUCAAAUCCAGGACCAAUAUCUCUCUAACAGAACUGUCCCUGACGCAAUGAGAGGUGCUAACCACGACAAUUACAGUUUACCGUUCAUCCCUCUAUGUCAACGCUGGAAAGACCUCAGAAAAACCUGCAAUAACUUGCUAUUCUCCAACAAAAACCUCGACUCGAAUCAAACUCUCCGACACAAGAAGCUUCUAGAACUUUCAAACAAUAUAUAUGUCAGCGCUGCAAAAUUUGAAGCGGUAAAUAUCGGAAGACUCGCUUUUAAAACAACGAUAAACAUGUUGUCGAAUACGAUUUACUCAGUUGAUUUUGUUCAGUCGAGUGAUAAAGCUGGUGAGUUUAAAGAGUUGGUUACGAAUAUUAUGAUGGAAGUUGGAAGAGCAAAUGUUGCUGAUUGUUUCCCAGUGUUGAAGAUUUUCGAUCCUGUUGGUAUUAGAAGAAGAACCGGUGAGUAUUUUGGGAAGUUGUUAGAUAAUUUUAGAGGGUUGGUUGAUGAAAGGUUGAAGAUGAGAAAGUUGAAGGGUUAUUAUGGUAAAAGUGAUAUGUUGGAUACUAUGCUUAAUGAUGAGAAUAACAAUGGAGAGAUGUAUGAAGAUAAGAUUGAACGUUUAUCUGUGGACUUGUUUGUGGCAGGAACUGACACAGUGACUUCAACAGUAGAAUGGGCAAUGGCUGAAUUACUUCGCAACCCAAACGUUAUGUCAAAAGCGAAAUCAGAGUUAAACCAGCUUAUUGGCAAAGGAAACUUAGUUGAGGAAUCAGACAUAGCAAAACUCCCUUACUUACAAGCAAUAGUAAAAGAAACUUUCAGAUUACACCCAGCAGUUCCACUUUUACUACCAAGAAAAGCUGAAAUAGAGUUAGAGAUAAAUGGCUAUAAAGUGCCAAAAGGUGCACAGGUGUUGGUGAAUGUUUGGGCUAUUGGGAGAGAUCCAAAUUUAUGGGACAAUCCAAAUGAGUUUUUACCGGAGAGAUUUUUGGGGUCAGAUAUUGAUUUUAAAGGUAGAAAUUUUGAGUUGACACCUUUUGGUAGUGGGAGAAGAAUUUGUCCUGGUUUACCAUUGGCUAUAAGGGUGUUGUUUUUGAUGUUGGGUUUGUUUAUUAACUGUUUUGAUUGGAAACUUGAGGGUGGAAUCAAACCUGAGGAUAUGAAUAUGGAUGAUAAAUUUGGACUUACUUUGGAGAAAGCUCAACCUUUGCUGGCUAUUCCAAUUAAAGUAAGCAAUUGAAAAAUACACGUGGUUCUAAAUAAAGAAAUUUUGAAAUAAUUAUUGUGUUUGUGUUUGUUUUAUUAUCUAAGCAUCAUGUUUAUUGUUGUACUUUAGUAAAGAUGUCAAUGCCAUCAUGUGCACGCAAUGAGGAUUUGAAUCUUUCAUGUGACGAUGGAAGCUAGCUUAUUAAAUUUUUUGUGACAAAGUUGGCUAGUAAUUUAUUCAAGCAUUCAUUAGUAUACUCCAAUUUGUAUUUAUACAUAAAAAUAAAAAAAAGUUAAUGCGCGUCUCGAUUCAAUGCAGCAGCUGGUAUACCAGUGGAAAUGCUUAAGAUAAUGUAAUUUAGAUUUUUCACAGCUUUUCUCCAUUUA
Molecule: messenger RNA, 1945 nt
Organism: Lathyrus oleraceus (garden pea)
Lineage: Eukaryota; Viridiplantae; Streptophyta; Magnoliopsida; Fabales; Fabaceae
Product: geraniol 8-hydroxylase
Exons: 2
Coding region: 105-1592 (495 amino acids)
Molecular function (GO): oxidoreductase activity, acting on paired donors, with incorporation or reduction of molecular oxygen; iron ion binding; heme binding
Source: RefSeq, a predicted model, not a curated record